CGUCGCGCCAUUAGCGGCUAGCGAGCUAGUUAAGCGCGCGCGCGUCUCACGUUUGCGUACGCGGUGUUUCAUGCGCACGAUAUAACGAUCGUUGGUUGAACUUACGGACUUGGAAAUUUGUGACUGAAAUUUUUGUGUGUAUUGUGUGUGUUUAUUGGUGCCUUGUUGUACUCUUUAGUGUCUAUUAAGAGCUAUAUUAUAGGUUAACAAAAUUAUUAUAAAAUUUGAGUGAAGUCGACGGUUGGUUUAAUGAGUGCGGUGGCACUUAUAAAUGCAAAGUAAACAUUUUGAUAAGGAAAAGAUUUAAGCGUUGCCAAAAUUCUCUUAUCAAUUACUUAGUCCGACUCAAGGUCGCGCGUUAUCACUGCCAUUCGGGCAGAGCCGAUGGAUUCGUUCAGUGAUUGCGCGCAACACUGCAAAUUACUCAUUUCACUGUGAGACUUAACAAUUCUGUUCAUUUUAUUGCAGAAUUAAAUUUCAUUAUUCAUAUUGUUUACUUUGAUUUUAGCCGAACAACAUUUACUGAAUUUUUUAAAUUGUUAAAUGGUAUUAAGUAUUAUUGUUUACAAACUUAUAUCGUGAGGCCGUGUAUGUAGAUCGCGACCUAGUUGCGCGUGAUUGAGGAUAAAACAAUAUAAAUAGAUCUACUAGUUUCAGUGUGAUGGUUUAUAGUUAUUCAGUGGCUGUAGUGAAUAGUGAUGCAUGAUGCGACACGAAGCAACGCCUGCACCCUGGACGGCUCCUGGUGAGGUUUGGGAAUACGUCAGCCAACUGGUCAGCUCCUAUCACGACCAACAUGAUUGCCAGUUUGCAUCACCGACGGUGGCGAGUGCAGCGUGUGGUAGCAGCUCUUCUUCCUCGACUUCCUCGUCGUCGUCAUCAUCGUCAUCCUCUUCAUCAACAUCAUCUGACUCAGAUACGCCUGAUGCGGGUACACAGAACCCGCCCGAUGACUCGAAUGUUGCCCUUGCCGCGGCCUGCCAGUUACAGGUCAUCGACGAUGCAGACCUCGCGGAACUAUUUCCAGAGCAAUCGUCGAGUGCGCCGGUGCAGCAGACUAAUUUCACGACGUUCGCUGAACACAGCGCGGCACCGGACGACGAUAAAUCUCCUGUUGAUAAUGGCGACGGAUCCAGCAGUGAGAUGGAGCUUACGCCCCAGUUAGUUACAGCUGCAAUACAGAGAGCAACGGCUGAUUCCUCUGGAUCGGAAAAUGAAUGCUCCAAUUCGGAGACAGUGCAGAAUACAUCACAUUACGCGUCAAGUUUAUUACAGCAGUUUGUUGCUCAAACACAACUUUUAAGCAAUUCUGCACCUUUAUCUAAUAUAAAUUCUUCAUCAAUAUCCUGUGGAUUAAAUGCAAAAGAUGGAAACAUUCAAUCGACGAUAGGGGAUUGUGUGCUGGGACAGUUAAAUAAUCUACCAGAAAUAUCACCAAUUACACCAAACUUCCUAAGUGGGAGUACUCAUUUAAGUCCCCAACAUACUGAAGAGUUGUCACUAAUAAAUAAAGAUCUUGCGGAAAUAUCAUCUGUUGCCGAUUCGGUCGAUAUAGCCAACCCACCGAGUUUAGACGAUUGUGUUGAGAAUAACGACUUUAUGAACCUGGAUAUAGCAGGAACUUCGGUACUGGGUAGUGCAAGUGAUCUAUUACAGAGUUCACAUAUCACAAUCGCCAACAACGAUGUCAACUCGUUGAAUCAAAUUGACCCAAACAAAUUGUACUCAAUCAAUGCGAAUUCGCUCGAAUCUCAAGAUGACUCGAAAAAUGUUGCUGUUGAAUCUAGAAGAAAAAGAGGUCGACCGCGAAAAGUAAAAAAAAAUGAGGAAUUUGUAAAGAAAGGAGCUGAAUCUCAAAGGGAUGACAAACAAGCCGCCAAUGUCGACAAUCACUUUCACAAUAGUAAUGACCCACCAAAUGUUUCGCCUGAUUCUGGAAUUUUAUCAAAUCAUAAUUCACCAACUCAAUCACCAUUACGUCGUCUUGAUAUUGAUGAGGGUAGCAGCAGAAAUAGAAGGAAAUCUGUUCAAAAAGAAAAUACGUCAGAAAGAAAAAGUGCAAGGUCGAAAUCAAAAACGCGAACCCGAACUCAAGAUAGGUCUGAUUCCAGUGACAAUGAUUUUAGGAAGAAAAGAAGUGAAACUGAGAUAAAACAAAUCAAAACUGAAGCCCCAUCACCAGUCCCACUUAAACAAGAACCGAAUAGAUUGGAAAAACCAAAGAAAAACGACCGUAAAAUCGAUAUCGCGGCCUUAGAUAGAAUGCUGUAUGCGACGGAUAGAGUCCUUUACCCGCCACGAAAAAGGCCGGGUAGAAAGCCACAAGCAAAAACAAAACCUAUAAAAACAGCUUCAAAAACACUAAAAGAUAAAAAUCAGUAUAACUCUGGUGACAGUGAUAAUGAUUCAGCUUCUCCUAAUAGAUCUGUUCUGUCAGGGGUGUAUGCUAAAAGGAAAGAACUCAAUAGUAAACUUGCAGUCCUGCCAAAAAAGAGCAGUAAAACAAUAACUAAUACUUGGAGGGAAAAUCAAAGUGAAAAUGAAGCUGCCGCAGAUGACAUGAUUGACCCUACAUGGAAAGAAAUAGAUCUAAAUCCAAAGUACAAAGAUCUCCUCUCGGGAUAUAAAAGUGAUUAUGAAUUUAAACCAUACAAAAGCUGUAGUAGACUUAUUGAAUCGGGUUAUAAAAGUGAUUAUGGAUUUAGAAGCGGCUAUAAAAGUGACUACAAUCGCUCUGGUUACAAAACUGAUUAUAAGUCAGGAUAUAAGACUGAUAAAUCAGGAUAUAAAACUGACUACAGUGUUCGAAGUGGACGAAGGCGAAUCAAGAAGUUGAAAAAGACGAGAUCUGUACGCAAUAGGUCAUAUUAUAAAAAUCAGAAGCAUUUUGUAUCUGAUCAAGAAAUAUUAUUGUUAAGUAAUAAAACAUUUAGCAGUCUCACGCUUGGGCAUAGUUCAAGUGACUCUGAAUGUGAUAAUUAUAUGAGAAAAUCUGCCGCAAGUCCAAAAUACAUUAGUGUAUGUACGAAAUAUCCCUUACCAUCAAAAUAUGACUACAGUUUUAAAAAAAAUAAUCAGAAAAAUAUAUUGCGGGUUAAUUCAUCAGAUCCCUUUGCUCCAGGUCCAGUGUUUAGUGGGUUACAGAGACCAGUGACAACUUAUAAUAUUUUUAAAGUAAGCCAUAAUAAUAACAAUACUCUUUUAAAACCUCCAGGGCAGUCAAAAGCUUCAAGUGGAACGUUACCCCCAUUGAAACCUGUUUUUACACAUAAAUUCGGAGUAUCGCCUUUAACCUCAACAAAACAGCCGCAAAAAGAAGUUGAUAAAAUUAAUAGCAGAAAUCUCUCCCCGAGAAAUCGAAAGCACACUAAAUUUACAGCGACAGCUCCCUUACCAACUCCUAAGAAGGAACAUGUAAAACCAUUACCAAAUAUAUUCGAAAAAGCAAAAAAUAGUUACAUUCCUAAUAAGUCUUUAUCACGCAAUGUUUUUCUAAAUUUCAAAAAGUCUAACAUCAAACCAACGUAUCAUAUAAAGAAACAUAGGAGAACUGUAGUACUUGCUCCACCCAAAAUCAACUUAAAACCUACAGAGAGACCAUCUCGAAUCACAAUUAAAACAGAAAGUAAACAUCACAGACAUCGAAGUAAAAGACGACACAGGUCGAGAUCAGUGUCUCGGUGCAGAGAAUCUGCUAACCGUAAUGUAGCUGAAACAAUUGAUCAAAAAUUUAAUACUGAUAUGGAUAAUCUCAUAAACAAUUUUAUUAAGCUGUGCCAGGUUGCACCAAAAUUAUUGACAAACGUCGCAUUAAACUCUCCAAAGCAUGUAGAAAAGGAGAAACCUCAAUCAGAUACCGCUACAACUAAAGUAGUAAAGCGAACAUCAAAGAAGCGUAAAACUUCUGACAAUUUAGAAACUGCCACACCUACAUCAAAACGAAGACAUAAAAAGCAGUUGGCAGAAUCUCAAAAUAAGGGUGGAAAAGAUACAAAUGAACAUAAACUACCGCUUAAGAAAAGGCAUUAUCACAUAAACUCGUCUACCAGCAAUUCAUUAAGUUUAAGUUUAGUGACCUCGGAGUUCGAUGAAAAUUUGAAGAAUGAAGCUGGAUCGGAAAAGUUUUUGUGUACAGAAUCUGAUUGCCUUGUAGAUUUACAAACUCAAGAUGCAGAAAAUUCGCCUAAACCUAAAGCAGUUUCUGAAAAAUCUAAAAGGCCGGGUGAGAGUUUAAAAAUUGCGGCAUCUGAAAGCAAGAUUAUUUCAGAAUUACUGCCGAAGGAAACUAAAACAGAUAGUGAUACUAAAAGUAUAAUAAUAAAAAAGGAUGAAAGCAAUUCUCCAGUCAUGGAUGAUUCUGCUUCAAAUUCAAUUAAUAUUACGGACGAUGAUUUGUUGAUAAAGAAGCCAUCGGAAGAACAGUCUGAACUGUCGAAAAAAAUAUAUGAAACCUCCGAAAAAUUAAAAGCUGUCCAUAAAAUGGUUCAUGAUUUAGAGAAAAGCUUACCGAAAACGAAAGAUGUGGAUGUUAAACCUGAAUCAUCAAAAUUAGACACUAGUCGAAUUUCCUCCCCUAGAUCUGAAACAAAAUCAUCACCAAUGCGAAAUCCGAUAGUGACGCCGAAAAAGCGUCAUAGGCUAGAAGCUGAAAAGGAUACAUCGCACUCCAACAUAGAUAAUGUGGUGCAAUCUCUAUCUAAAAAAAUAUCCGAAGAAAAGCCUUUGAUGUCCGAUAAGAAAGAUAUAAAUGAAAAUACAUCUCAGGAAGAUGUUAAGGAUGAUGAUAAAAAUUCAUCUACUUCACCAAACACUACAUCCGUUCCAACGUCAGGUAGCGGAACAGAUCCUUUGAAGAGUAUGUCUGCCAGAUCAUUAUAUAAGAGUGCAAUUCCACCUGCACAGAAAUCAGAAAUAAUGACUCGAAAGAAAAACAGACUCGAAGGCUUAACAAGCAAUUUAGUUUCCAAAAUUAAUCCAAGUGCCGCUACAAAAGUACUUGAUACACUUUUAAACAACAACAUAAGAAAAUCAAUAGAAUCACGAAUAUUGGAAAAGGAGAAAAGUAAUUCUGACAGUAGUUGCAGUAACAAAUCAGAUGAUAAAAUCAGAGGAAAAGAUUCACCGAAUAAUCAGAUAAACACUAGAGCCAGUGUAAUUAAAUCUCCGGUAUCGAAAGGUAAGCUAUUGGAGACUAAAUGUAAAACCAGAACAUCAGACUCGUUAACUGGUAACACUGUAGUUGUAAACGUUGAUAAUCCCACUGGAAUUUUUGAAUCGUCUGUAGACUUAGAAGACCAAAUUCCAAAGUCAUCUAUAUGUGUCAGUAACAUACUAGCUGAAAAGAAUAAAAAAAUGAAAAAUCACGAUUUGAAAAGUUCUAUAUUAUCUUCUAUCGAUACUGAAUCGGAUAUACCAUUAUCCUUGAUCGCAGAAUCUUCUGAUUCUAUUAUAAGACCUAAACGAGGAGAAUCUAUAGCGGCAGUUAUAUCGGAUAAAAUCCAAGAGACUGCUGGUGGCCAUAACUUACGACAACCCAAAAGAAAUUUAAUGACUGAUAGUGAUGAUGCAAACGAAAAGAAAAAGAAGAAAACUUCUAAUAAUAUCAUAAGAGAAAGUAAAUUAGUACUUCCCUCUAAAAUAUUAAUUCCGAAAGUUCAAGCAGAGAGGAUGCCAAUUGGUAAUAUAAUAAAGAAAUGUAAUUUACAAACUAAGAAAUCUGAACAAACUGCAGAACCCAACGAUACUAUUAAAACCAUUGAUCCUGUCAAAAAGAAACCUCGAAGGCGAAAAGCUUUCAAUAGGACGGGUUUCCCAAAUGUCAAACGCAAGAAGAAAAAGGUUGAAUCUAAUAAUUCGGCUAACAGCUCACAUGAUCAAUUAGGUUCCGAAGAUACGGAUAGUUCUGCAUUUGAGAGAGUGCCGAAAGAUGGUGAAGCGAUGAGUAACUUCUUAGAACGCACUACUAAUAUGCAACCGGAGUUAAAGAUUGUUUUAAAUAAAGAUGAAUGUCCGAAACAAGGGCGUUUGACAGUUGUUGCCUUAGAGAAACUACAAGGAAGGGAAGCAGUAAAUAAAUCUAAUAAACAAACCGAUAAAGCUGCUCCUGAAAAGAAAACUUCGUCGAUACUAAGAGCGCCUGCUUUACAAUUAAAACAAAAGACUGAUAAAGAAAUUAAAAACCACAUCAAUAAAUGGGAAGUACUAAGUGAGACUGAUAGUAUACCUUCGUUAGCGAGUUCUCUUGGCAAUGACCCUGAAGACAGUAUUCCAUUGAGUUUAUUGAACUUGAAGCAAAAGGCCAAUAGAGUAGAAAAUAUUGAGCGAUUAAAAAGAAAAAGUCGGGUUCUUUCGCCUUCUAAUGAAAUCGAACAAAUAUUUUCAAAACGGAAGGUCGUAGAGAAAACUUGCAAAGUUGGACUUCGGCCGAAAUCCAGUCUGGCUGUUUUGUACCCCAGUGAGCGAAGACAUACCAGAAGUUUUGAUAAUACUGCUGAGGAUGGGAAAAUUAAGCCAAGAAAAUCAGAAAACAAAAAAGUUUUAGAGGUUACAGAAAAAGAAAAGAUUAAACCUUUGGGCAUAAUAACAAGGAGAAAGUCAAGAUCAUGUCAGCUAAAUAAAAAGGUGGCUAAUGAUGUCGUAAACAGUUCGAGAGAGAGUUCAUUGGAGACGAUUGUUAGUCGUAAAAUGCCACUGUCACGGGAACCAUCUGUCGACACACUACUAGACCAUGAUGAAAAUGAGCCCUUACCGCUUAAUGAGAAAGAAAUUGACUUCGAAAAAAGCAUAGAUGUCAUAUCCAAGAAUAUUAUUUGUAAAAAGAGGGUCGCUGCUUCUAGAGAUGGAAGCCCGUCUAACGGAGUGGAUAGUAAAGAGAGAAUUGUGUCUAAGAAAAAUCCCAGACUACGAAAGAAGUUCUUAUUAGCCGGCUUAUUUUCGGAAUACUACAAGGAAGAUCCAAAGCCUGAAGGAAAAGGAAAGAAUCUGGUUACGCAAACAGAGUUUCCCCCUGGGCUCUUGGGUCCGCCCCCAUACUGCGAACGUUGGGUUCGAAAAAGACUCAUUCACUUCACGCUACCUUACGACAUUUGGUGGGAACAACAUUAUAACCAACCAGUGCCUUCAUGGAAUUAUAAGAAAAUACGCACAAACGUAUACUACGACGUCAAGCCAUCAGCCGAAGAAUGCGAAAGUGUUGCAUGCAAUUGCGCACCGUCUUCCGGCUGUAACGAAGACUGUAUCAACCGACUGGUCUAUUCUGAGUGUUCACCCCAAUUGUGUCCUAGCGGUGAUAAAUGCAAGAAUCAAAGGAUCCAACGCCACGAAUGGGCAUCUGGUUUGGAGAAAUUCAUGACUGAGAACAAAGGGUGGGGAGUUCGGACCAAACAUAGGAUAACGUCUGGGGACUUCAUUUUGGAGUAUGUGGGUGAAGUCGUCUCUGAUAAGGAGUUUAAGGAGCGAAUGGCAACCCGAUAUGCCAGGGACACACAUCACUACUGUCUCCACUUAGACGGGGGCUUAGUCAUUGACGGACAUCGCAUGGGCGGAGAUGGACGCUUCGUCAACCAUUCGUGUCGACCUAACUGUGAGAUGCAAAAAUGGACUUCUAAUGGUACUUUCAGGAUGGCGUUAUUCGCACUAAGAGACAUCGAUCCAGAUGAGGAAUUGACUUAUGAUUACAACUUUUCACUGUUCAACCCAGCUGUGGGACAGCCCUGCAAAUGCGACUCGGAAGACUGUCGCGGCGUCAUUGGUGGCAAGUCACAGCGUAUAACGAAACAGCCACUUAAAACGCAAUCACGGACACCCUCCAAUGCCUCAAACCAAUCCAGUACCUCUAACCAGCCGCGCGUUGGAAGACCGCGAAAAGCAGUGAAAUGUAAUAAGAAAUCUGACCAAUUGAACGUAUCGGCCUGCGACAUCAAGAACAUGACCAUUUUGAAGUACCAACAACAUUUGAACAAGCUCUGGCAAGAACCGCAGUUGAAACCUCUCACUGCUAAGGAAAGGGCACUGGUUAAGGACAGGCAUUGCUUCCUGUUUAGGAAUUUGGAGAAUGUUCGUCGUACCCGCGAGAAGAUAACACUCCCCAUGCCCCCAUCGCCCGUAUCUAAUGUCCCAAGUGUCAGUUUGCCUCCCGUCCCCGAAGUUAUCAAUGUCGAUCCGUUAGCCUUACCCGAUACAAUGAAUCCUCAAGUUUUCCACAAAAAAUUGCAAAAUCUUCGAGCGUCGAAGGAAAAAAUACUGAAAUUGGCCAAAUUCGAAGAUGACUCAACAUUAGAUAUGAAACAACGUUUGGGUCGAGUGUUUAAGGCACUGUUUACUAUUUUAACAACUUUUAAAGGCGACGAAGACAAGCCAAUCUGUACACCAUUACUCAAACUUAAGAACCAGAAAUCGGAUUCUAUAUCAGAUUUAAAUGGGAUUCAAAAUAAAAUAGAUAACAACGACUAUGAAAGCAUAGUACAGUUUGACAGCGAUGUUAGCGGACUGAUGUCUAUGCUAAUGAGAGAGUAUAGUAAAGCCACUGCUGUGGGAUCGGCUGCUGCGCAGUUGAAAAAGGUCUACACAACCGCCAAAUUGGAGUUUGCCGAACAUCUAAGUAAAAUCCUUGGCUCUCAGGAAAGUCUACCAUCUGGAUUUAUACAAAAAACUAAACCGGAGGAAGUAAUCCUAUGCAUCUGUGGACUACACGUGGAAGAAGGAUUAAUGGUGCAAUGUGGCAACUCGCGUUGUGGCGUGUGGCAACACGCGCGAUGUAUGCGACUCGCUGAUACCAGUUCUACGCACUACUGCCAUCUAUGUUCUACGGAGCCUGUGGAUCGCGAAAUUCCUCUAGACGAAUAUACAGAGGAAGGCCAUCAAUUCUACUUAUCGCUUAUGCGUGAUGGCCUUCAAGUAAGACAAGGCGAUACGGUUUACGUGCUAAGAGAUAUACCAAUUAAUGAUAAACAUCCCGAUGUCAGUCAAAAGACAGGGGACAAAACGGAUUCGCCGAAGACUAAACGAGUCGACAGGAAGAAAUUAAAGAACAUCAAGGGAAAGGAAAAGGAAGAUGUUACGGUCAAUAAGGAUAACGAAGUACGAAAACACACAUACCAAACCAUCGGAUGCGUUCCAGUUUCGGAGCUGGAUAUAUUCCGCGUGGAACGUUUGUGGAAACACAAGGACACGCAAGAGAGAUACGUGUACGGGCAUCAUUAUUUGCGGCCGCAUGAGACAUUCCACGAGCCAACUAGGAAGUUCUUCCACAAUGAAGUAAUGCGAGUACCCUUAUAUGAAGCCGUUCCCAUAGAACUUGUCAUGUCCCAGUGCUGGGUCAUGGAUCUCAAUACAUACUGCAAGGGUCGGCCAGUGGGCGCAUCUGAAGCCCACGUAUACAUCUGUGAGCUACGCGUGGAUCGUACAGCGCAUCUCUUCACAAAAGUGUCUCGACCGAAAUAUCCUUUGUGCACGAAGCCUUACGCGUUCGACCAUUUCCCGCAAAGGCUUAAAAUUUCAAGGACGUAUGCGCCUCAUGAGGUGUUGCCAGAAUAUCUUAAAGGUCGCGCUGGGAAGAACUUCCUUGCUACGGACAAACCAAAACCAACAAACGAGAUUAAGAAAAAGCCAUCCACCAGUGCAAUUUCUAGUGUUAAUAAGGCAUUAACUCCUUCGCAGCGGCGCGAGCAGCAAAAAGAGCGAGUGAAUGAAAUAGCUCGAGGUCUGCUCACACGGGGAGGUCAACGCGGGGCAGUUGACGCAUCGUAUCUAUUGGCGCCUCGCGUUGCGCGAAGGCCUCGCGCCAGGCUCUCCUGACCACCAAGGAGUACGUGCCUUACGUGCACCACUUGAUACGUAACACGUGCGCAACGUACGUUAAUGAUAUGAAAUAAUUUAUUACUAAAUCAUAUAUGGAUCUAUGGAUAGAGAAUAACUCACUAUUUAUAAUAUGUAAGUAAUGCUCGAAAGUUAUGUAUUCGCGUAUAUCAUGCAUUUGUGAAUAUUUAUUUUAGUUAAACUGCUUCUUAUAAAUAUGACGUAUUUGUAAGGGCGGUUCGUAGUAUAUCCUGUACAUACAUUUCGCAUAAUCACAAUUAGAAUAUUAAUUGCACGUUAUGUGUAAAAAAAUUGUUACAUAUAAGUAUAAACAUUCCUUAUGUUGAUAGUGGACAAUAAAAGGAAUGGUAUGGAUUUUCAUCGGAAUCUCUUGUAUAUAUAUAUAUUUUUAUAACUUAACGUAUUAUUUAUUUUCUUAGCUAUAGAAAUCUCAAAUUUCGUGUGCUUAUGCGUUUACAGAUGUAUUUCUAUAUAAAUUAGUUAUAUAUUUUUAUAGGCUAAUAUUGUUAAUUUAUCAUAGCGUAAUUACUAAACGACCAGUGGUGCGAACUGAUGUUGAGAGUUGAAAGAUUUAUAGUUAGGGAGUUGUUUGGCGGUUGUUAUAGUAAUGUUAGUAUUUCUUCUAGGUUUUGUUAAGGUUUUAUUUCUGGUCAUUUUCUACGUCCCGAGGACAGAACUCUUCGAUAUUGAAAUUUUCGUAUGAAAAUUCAGUCCCAAAGUUUCGAUACUUGCAAAACGUUGUACACUGCUAUCAUGUAUUAAAAUCUCUCUAUUUUUUACAAGUUAAGAUUAUGUAUGUAGAUGGGGUCGGUUGUUUUUAAUAUAUUCGGUUAUAAAUGGCCGCGCGAAAUCUUGCACUAUGGUACCCUAGUAAUUAUCGUUUAUGGUAUUUAUUAUGACUGUACGUACGUAUACGUUUCUUUUUCGAUCGUUACGUUAAUCGUUUUAAAAGUUUUCUACGCUUGAGAUUUGCUAGUUUUUAGGUUCUAGCUUCAAUCUAUUAAGGGCGUGAACAUUUUACUGAUAUAAUUAAUUCAAGAUAUUAGUCGAAGGUGCUAAAUAUUAUCGCUUAAAUUUUAAUUCAGUUGAAUUGUUUUGUGUUUGUCCACCGAUUUUUCAGUAUACUAGGGUGACUAUAAAGUAGUAUGUGAUCGUUCGUGAACAAAUUGUUUUUGUUUCUAAUUUAUUUGUAAAAACUGUUUUUUUAAUCUUAUCGCAUGCUAUAGUUAAGAUUAUGUUUUUAUUGCUUUUGCACUUGCUUAUACACGAUUAGUUUAUUGAUCCCAAAAGGUUUUAUAUGUUUAAUAUGAUUUUCUGUGGUUUUAGGAUGUAGCAUUGACUUAGCUUCGCUUUUAUUAUACAAUUAAAAUUAUUUAUUUUGACAGUCCGUUUUCUACAAAAAACUGGACAAUUUCUUAUAACCGUUUGAUAAUUCAGAGUAUAAGGAAGACUUAAGGUUGAAAUCAUUAAA
Messenger RNA from Pieris rapae (cabbage white), 11287 nucleotides. RefSeq lists its product as uncharacterized. The record is from RefSeq and is a predicted model, not a curated record. Bases 703 to 9795 code for a protein of 3030 amino acids. The transcript has 20 exons. Gene Ontology annotation, cellular component: nucleus. Lineage: Eukaryota; Metazoa; Arthropoda; Insecta; Lepidoptera; Pieridae. Gene Ontology annotation, molecular function: protein binding; chromatin binding; histone methyltransferase activity.